GAACAGGUGAGGCGGUGCAUGGCAGCCGAGUCGGUUCGAGCUCUUAGUGGGGAACCCAUUCAUAUCACGAGCUUCCCAAGAGGGUCAACACCGCAAGUGCCUGCUGCUGCUGCUGUCUCUGCCACCGAAAGCCCCCGUGGGAACCUCUCAUCUACUAUAUAAGCAAGCAGCAAGCGGCUCUCGCCGUCUUUCUUUCGCCUCCCCUCACUCCUCAGCCUAGGACCUUUUCGUCGGAGUUUCAUUUGGGUCCUCCUGACUGGCGGGAUCCCGCAAGGGGUUACGUGUGGAGACGUCGUCGUCGACUUCGAGGGAAGUUCUGGAAAGCCAUUCGUCGACUUGAAGUAAAACAGUUCUUGAAAACGUGUCGUCAACUUCGAGGGAAAUUCUAGAAACCGGUUGUCGAUUUGAAGGUAAACGGAUCGUGAAACCGUUUCGGUCGUCGACUUCGAAGACGAGUAUUACCGAAAGUCGUCGACCUAAAGAAUAAAAAAUCUUUUGAAACCGGUGUCCAGUACAAGAAUCACCGAAACGGGUCUUCGACUUCGAUGAAUAAGUUCUUGAAAAUCGUAAUUGUCGACACUGAGCGAAGGAAUGAAGAGGUUUCUCGCCUUCGUUCUCGAAACCGGUGUGACAUCGUGUGACUGACAAUUUUUUUGUGGGUUUCGUGAUCAUUCAUCUGGGAACCAGUUUUGCUAAAGUUUGCCCAAAAGUGAAAUCAACCAAGAAAUCGAGACAUUUUAAUCUGGAUAACUUUUUUUGUGUUCUAGUCCAAUGCUAGUCGUUAAGUAAAAUGAUUACGGUGAAGUUUUAUUGACAUAUCAAGAGAAACAGCAUCUUCUUUAGUCCACAAUACACUUGAACUCUGAUGAAACUACGACAACGCCGUUAGAUAAAAGUGAAGACCAGUGACAGUAAAGGAACUUGCCACUAUACAACAGAUGGAGGAAAAACUUACAACGAGAUAUCUAUAAGUAACUGAGAAAGUAUAUGACCCAUAACGACCCCAAGAUUUCCCAAAAAUCACUAGACUGAAAACGAGAAGACAAACCGUUUAGACGGUUCCGGUUCCUUAUAGGAUGCAGUCAACUCCCUCCGGUGGAUUUAACGUCUACCCCAGGCCUCCUAUGUCAGUGAUGCCUCCUCCUCCUUCAGUGUUCGCCUACCAGAUGCUUGGCAACCACCAUCCUCCUACCGGAGACCAGGCGCCUCAGUAUCGCCUGCUGCAUUCGCCCAUCUUCUUACCGAUUCAUAGCAGCGGCAGGAGCCCCGUCUAUUCACCCCAUUCGCCAAAAGAAGAAGAGAAAAAUUCCCACCUGGUGAUUCCAACGCCUCUCAGAGGCGAAUUCCCAGUGACUGGGUCUAGUGCCACGACGCCAUCUUCCUCUCCCAAGCUGGCGUCUACGCCCCCGAUGCAGACGUCGAUCAAAGUCACGGCUGUCAUCAGUCCGGCUGACGUCACUGACGUCCGCCCUAUCGCUUUCGACGUCACAGUACCCCCUGCCGGAGGAGACGAAGUCGAGGAUAAGAAAGAUCAACAGCCACUCGAUCUGACGAUGACUAAGAAGAGGCCGGCGAGUGAAGAACCCGUGAUCACGGCCAGUCUGAUCAAGAAGGAGGAGAAAGAAGAAGAAGAGGAAGAGGAGGUUGUUGUUGUUUCAAGUACAAAGAAGGAUAAACACGAUGACCUGAAGUCUGAAGAGGAGACCAAGAAGCCUAGGCCAAGUCACCCAUUCUUGCGCAUUAGCGAUUUGUUAAAAGAUUCCCCCCCAUCUAGCAGUCCUUCGAGAACGACCCAUCUGCAGCAAAAUGAGUCUAUUCAUAAACAGGAGGAACUGAGCAAACUUCCUCUUGUGUACCCGCGACCUAUGCAUCCAACGGCUUUGCUGGACUUCUACCGCAACCUAGACAGGACAGCUGUGAUGGCCAGCAACGUUGUCUCUGGUUGCUUGACUACAGCUCAGUACCCAGUAUUUACAUCACUCUUCCCGCCAAUUGCAAUGUCGCCUGCAAGACCUGUGGGGCUUGAAUUCUUCAAAACCCACUUACCAGGAGCUAGACCGUAUCCAGACCUCGUCCGUCCAUACGGUGACCUUCUGGCGCCACACCAAGUGCGCUCGUCCAAGGACCGUUACACUUGCAAAUUCUGCGGAAAGGUGUUCCCAAGAUCGGCCAAUCUUACGCGGCAUCUUCGGACCCAUACAGGUGAGCAGCCGUACAAAUGUAAAUACUGCGAACGCUCCUUCAGCAUUUCGUCCAACCUCCAGCGUCACGUGAGAAACAUCCACAACAAAGAGAAGCCUUUCAAGUGUCCCCUCUGCGACCGAUGCUUCGGCCAGCAGACGAACCUCGACAGACACCUCAAGAAACACGAAGAGGAAGGCGACGAGAUCCUCGAGAGUCUCCCCGACUCUCCGGAGGCGCCAGAUUCCAGCUGCAAUUCGUUGGCGAGUGACAAGAUGGCGACCGCCGCGGCAGAAGACAGCCCCGGAUGGACGCCGCCGUCCACUACUGUCGAUGGUCGCUUGAGUCAGACCUCCGGGCCGGACGUUAUUUUGGACGGUUCAAAACCGUCUUCUCCCGCUAGUUCGAUGCCCGCCGGUGAUUUAUCGAAAACCUCGGUUCCCGUGAUGGAAAUGGUUCCUGGUGUGGCACAAACAUGUUAUAAAAUGAACGACUCCGUAAAAGAGGAGUUGCCAGAUGCUGUCGAUAGCGAUUCGAAAGUACUGCACACGACUGAGCCACCCGUUAAACGACUGAGAGUGGAAUAGACACUUUUUAUAAUGCCGGGAUAAGUGUUUAAACUAUUUUUGCCUAAAGAUUAUAUCAAAGAGCAAAAUGAUCUAAUAUACUAAUCCGUCCAUUCAUCCAUAAAAUAAUUCCGUCCAUGUAUCCACUGGAAAAAAAAAUCCGUCCAUUUCCCUGUUGGAAUUCAGGUGGAACAAAGACCUUCGAAUCUAGUCAACACGAAUCAUUGCCAAAGACUUCUAUUCCUCAUAUUAUUAUUUUUUUUCUUUUAAAUAAUGCUUUAAUGAAGACAUAUUCCCUUGCUUACGUUUAAACAACGAAUCUUCCAGAAAUAGAGAUUACUUUUGGAUUCUUUUGUACUACAGUGCAGUACAGCAGAGUACUGUCAAUUACCAAAGAUAUGAUAGAAGAGGUUUCUCAAACAAUUUGUCCUUCAAUGUAAUAGGUUCCAAUGAAAUUAAGGCACCCUUCUGGAUAUGACUAUAUUUCUUUAAGAAGUUAUCCCAAGCACUAAAAUUACUUUACUUCAGCUACGUAAGUUUCGUUUUAAGACAAAGUUUCCGAUAUAAUUUCAAAUUCCCGAAACCGAUCAUGGAAACUUGAGCGAGUGAACUUCAGUCUGAAAAUAGAUAUCAUUUCCUCUAUUUUACUUGUAUAUAUAAAGUUGGUAGACAUGAGAGCAAUAUUUUGCACAUUUUA
This is a messenger RNA of Macrobrachium nipponense, 3444 nucleotides long. Its product is annotated as transcription factor hamlet-like. The transcript is spliced from 3 exons. Lineage: Eukaryota; Metazoa; Arthropoda; Malacostraca; Decapoda; Palaemonidae. The coding region runs from base 1077 to 2768 and encodes 563 amino acids. The record is from RefSeq and is a predicted model, not a curated record.